AUGCACCAAACUCUGUUCAAAGUUCUAUUGAGCUUACUCUGGAAUUACUGGCUUUUAAUGGAUUAUGCUAAGGCAGGUAUGGGGGACAACCAUGUCCACUCGAGUUUUAUUUAUCGAAGAUUGCGGAACCAUGAGAGGCGAGAGAUCCAAAGGGAAAUUCUUUCCAUCCUGGGUUUACCUCAUAGACCCAGGCCAUUUUCAGCUGGAAAACAAGCUUCCUCGGCACCCCUCUUUAUGCUGGAUCUCUACAAUGCAAUGACAAAUGAAGAGGAUCCUGAAGAGUUGGAAUAUUUGGUGAGGGGAUCAUCCCCAAGCGGAGAGGGCAAAGGGCUACGGAAGGGCUACUUGGCAUCUCCAAAUGGGUACUCCCGAAGAAUAUACAUAUCACGGACAAGUUCACUGCCUACACAAAGUCCCACCUUAGCUAGCCUGCACGACACCAACUUUCUGAAUGAUGCAGAUAUGGUCAUGAGCUUUGUCAAUUUAGUGGAAAGAGACAAGGAUUUUUCUCACCAACGACGGCACUACAAGGAAUUCCGAUUUGAUUUGACUCAGAUCCCUCAUGGAGAAGCAGUGACAGCAGCAGAAUUUCGGAUUUACAAGGAUCGGAGUUACAGUCGAUUUGAGAAUGAAACAAUUAAGAUUAGCAUUUAUCAGAUCAUCAAGGAAUAUCCAAACAGGGAUGCGGACCUGUUCCUAUUAGAUACAAAACGAGCUCAAGCUCCUGAUAUUGGCUGGCUUGUGUUUGAUAUCACUGUCACCAGUAACCACUGGGUGAUUGACCCACAAAAUAAUUUAGGUUUGCAGCUCUGUGCAGAGAUGGCAGAUGGUCGCAGUAUCAGUGUGAAAGCAGCUGGUCUUAUAGGCAGGCAUGGUCCUCAGUCAAAGCAACCAUUCAUGGUUGCCUUCUUUAAAGCAAGCGAAGUCCUUUUUCGAUCUGUCCGAGCUGCUAACCAUAAGAAAAAAAACCAGAAUCGCAGCAAGUCCAGCAGCUCACAAAAUACUUCAAGAAUGUCAAGUGUUGCAGAUUAUAACACAAGUGAACAGAAGCAAGCCUGCAGAAAACACGAACUCUAUGUGAGCUUUCGAGACCUUGGGUGGCAGGAUUGGAUUAUAGCUCCAGAGGGUUAUGCUGCAUUUUAUUGUGAUGGAGAAUGUUCAUUUCCUCUCAAUGCUCACAUGAACGCCACAAAUCAUGCCAUAGUACAGACGCUGGUCCACUUGAUGUUUCCUGAUCACGUCCCAAAGCCUUGUUGUGCUCCAACCAAACUGAAUGCCAUCUCUGUCCUCUAUUUUGACGACAGUUCCAAUGUUAUUUUGAAAAAGUAUAGGAACAUGGUGGUACGAUCAUGUGGUUGCCACUAGGAUUCAAUUGCAAAAAACAGAGCCCCGCAAA
Molecule: messenger RNA, 1396 nt
Organism: Protobothrops mucrosquamatus (brown spotted pit viper)
Lineage: Eukaryota; Metazoa; Chordata; Lepidosauria; Squamata; Viperidae
Gene: BMP5
Product: bone morphogenetic protein 5
Exons: 7
Coding region: 1-1365 (454 amino acids)
Biological process (GO): SMAD protein signal transduction
Cellular component (GO): extracellular region
Molecular function (GO): growth factor activity; cytokine activity
Source: RefSeq, a predicted model, not a curated record